This is a messenger RNA of Penicillium macrosclerotiorum, 3183 nucleotides long. Its product is annotated as ubiquitin-ubiquitin ligase UFD2. The transcript is spliced from 6 exons. NCBI's taxonomy places the organism in Eukaryota, Fungi, Ascomycota, Eurotiomycetes, Eurotiales, Aspergillaceae. The coding region runs from base 1 to 3183 and encodes 1060 amino acids. The record is from RefSeq and is a predicted model, not a curated record. Gene Ontology annotation, molecular function: ubiquitin-ubiquitin ligase activity. Gene Ontology annotation, cellular component: cytoplasm; nucleus; ubiquitin ligase complex. Gene Ontology annotation, biological process: protein polyubiquitination.
AUGUCGGACACACUGUCUGAUGCGGAAAAGAUCCGCAACAAGCGCCUGGCAAAACUCGGAAACCCUACACCACCCCCAGGUAGUCCAUCAGACUCUCCCUCUAAUUCUCCCAAUACUUCUCGCCCACAGUCCCCCGCGCCUCAGCAGCAGUCGCCCCGAGUUCCAUGUUCACCAACAUCCACCGCACAGACACCACUAUAUGCAGAAGGAAAGCGGAUAAAGAUCACUCCAGCUAUCUCGACUCCAGAAAGACCGUCCUCGGCUGCUUCAUCCGUCAGCACUUCCAGGCCCACCAGGUCCGAAAAUACCGCAAAAGCUGAGCCCCAGACCAUCGAAGAGUUUGAACAUCAGACCCUAGGCGAGCUAUUCAAGCUUUCCCUCGUGGAAACACCCUAUACAACCAAUGGGAAACGGAUAUUCCUUCCUGGCUUGCGGAGUGAACUGCAGGAUGAAGGCAAAGAACUGCGUCUGCAGAUAGCAUAUCUGGACCAAGCCCUGUUAGAGGCUGCUUCAAACACAAAGCAGCAGCGUCCACUGGACUAUUUGCUACCAUGCUGGAAGGAUAUUCAAAAGAAGAUGAAGAAGCCUGAAAAUGACCCCAAAAAAUCGCACAUUUACAAUGAGGCUCAGCGUUUGUGUCUUAGUUAUUGCAUCUUUGCGAUCACAAUGCCUGAGAUGUUUGGUGUCGACUCCCCUGAAGCUUCACCGUUGGCCCGGCACCUAUUACUAGAUCCCGAUGACUCGAGGGGACUUGAUGCCGAAUUUCUCCGUGAGGUUGUCAAAAGCUUUGACGAAGAUGAGGCCAUUAAGCCCGCUCUUAUCACCGCGAUUGAGGAGCUGAGCAGCCAGUUGUCCACUAAGGAUGCUAAUGGUGACUAUCAACCCUAUCUGAUGGCAUUACGAAAUAUUGUUCAGUUCUCGCCACUCGCAGUCGCUAUCACGGAAUCUUCGAUAUUCAAUCAUUCGAAGGAUCCAUCUCAAUUUGAGAAGGUUACCCUCCUGGGGCCCUGGUUCCGUCUGUCCCCUCUCCAACCCGAUGUCACCAUGUCAUUCUUUUCUAGCCCCAAGACCCGGGACCAGGCUUAUAUCUUGAAUGCUCAGCGCUCGCUUCGCAUGACCCAGCACAUGAUCAAGUCGGAACUUGAAAGAAUUGUACACACAAUAGUUCGUGCCUCGCCCGAGGCUCGAGAGCGCCUUCUUGAUUGGUUUGCGACUGCUGUGAAUAUCAAUCAUAAGCGCCGGGCCAUGCAAGUUGACCCCGAGCAGGUGUCAAGUGACGGUUUCAUGUUUAAUAUCACGUCCUGUCUUGACCAUCUAUGCGAGCCGAUCAUGAAUGCGUCUUUCAGCAAAGUCAACAAUAUUGAAGCAGCAUAUCUUCAACGGAAUCCCCGGGUAGACAUGGAGGAUGAGACCAAGAUUAAUGCGGACAAGCAUGCGUCGGAUGCUUUCUACUCCAAGAAAGUGGAAGGCAAAUCCAAUUUCACGACCGAGGUUGUCUUCCUAUCAGCUGCUGCUCAUCACUAUGGCAGCGAAUCGCUUACCUCGAAGCUGGAGCAACUUGAGAAGGAUCUGAGGCACAUGGAAUCCACCAUCACCAAAUUUGAACUAGAACGGCACCGCUGGACUGGCAACCCCAUGCAGUUACGUGUCUUUGAACAGGCGCUUAAGAAGUACAGGGAUAAGCUCGAUCUGGGUUUGGCGUUGAAGUACAGCCUUCAAGGUGUCCUAUUUGAUGAGCAGUGGCAGACUCGCUCGAUUUUGUUUAUGCGUCAUCUCGCUGUCUGGCUAUUGAAGCUGGUGUCAGGUGCGGACUUUCCCAAGGAGAAAGUCAGCUUACCGCUCCCUGAAAAGCAACCCGAGGUGUUCCAAUGCCUCCCAGAAUACUUCUUGGAUGUUAUUGUCAGCAAUUUCAAAUUCAUUAUGUGGGCUAUGCCCCAGAUCAUCACUGCCACUGAGGGCGAUGAGUUGGUGAUGCUGUGCAUCUCUUUCUUGGAAAGCUCUAGCUAUAUCAAGAAUCCAUAUCUCAAGGCGGGCCUUGUUUCGAUUCUGUUCCGAGGUACAUGGGACCGCCCCGGAGGCGCACGCGGCGUCUUGGUUGACUUGCUGAACUCGCUGCCGUUCGCCAACCAAUACCUUCUCCAUGCCGUGAUGAGAUUCUACAUUGAGGCGGAGCAUACCGGUGCGCACACUCAAUUUUUUGACAAAUUCAAUAUUCGCUACGAGAUUUUCCAGAUUAUCAAAUGCAUCUGGCCAAACACGUUGUAUCGAAAGAAGUUGUCCUACCAAGCCAACCAGAACGUGGACUUUUUUGUCCAGUUUGUCAAUUUGCUGUUGAACGAUGUGACCUAUGUGCUGGAUGAAUCCUUUGGAGCCUUCAAAACCAUCCACAACAUCCAAGACCAGCUCGCCAGUGAGGGGAACUCGAUGGACCCCACCACCCGACAAGAACGCGAAGAACACUUAACCACAGUUCAACGGAGUGCCAAGUCCUACAUGCAGCUGACCAACGAAACAAUGGCCAUGUUGAAGCUUUUUACCGCGGCUUUAGCCGACGCCUUUACCAUGCCCGAGAUCGUCCAACGUCUUGCUGAUAUGUUGAAUUACAAUCUGGAGGCGAUGGCGGGACCGAAGAGCUCCAACCUCAAAGUUGAGAACCCGGGCCAAUAUGGCUUCGAGCCGAAGGUAUUCCUUAGCGAGAUUGCAAGGGUGUAUCUGAACCUCAUGGGCAAAGAAACUUUCAUCACGGCUAUUGCUCGUGAUGGACGGUCCUACAAGCCUGUACUUUUUGAGAAGGCUGCAGUCCUUUUGCGUAAUCAUAAGUUAACAGCCGAAGAAGAUUUACAGCGAUGGGAUCGGCUGCGAAAGAAGGUUCAGGAGGCCAAGGAAGCCGAUGAUCAGGCAGAGGAGGACCUCGGUGAGGUUCCAGACGAAUUCUUGGACCCUCUCAUGUACACACUCAUAGAAGAUCCCGUUAUUCUUCCGAGCUCACGGGUCUCUAUUGACCGCUCGACCAUCCGUUCGCAUUUGCUCAGUGAUCCCCACGACCCCUUCAACCGUGUUCCACUCAAGAUGGAGGAUGUGCUCCCGGAUACCGAACUCAAGGCCAAGAUCGAGGCAUUCAAGGCAGAGCGAACUGGCAAGAAAAGUACAGCUGGGGAGCAGAUGGACAUUUCCGCGGACUGA